GAAUUUGUAAACCCCGGUGUGACAAACGACACAUUCCCAAUAAGGUGAUGGCAGUGAGACGGAUCGUGAUAACAUGGGAUACAGGUUGCAAUGAUUUUACAACGUAAACAAUAACGAAACCCGACCAAUACUCACAGUUUCAGAUCAAUACCCUUCUGUGUUUUCGGCCUCUUCUGAGUGUGUGUCAUUCGAUUCCUGAAGUACAGAUGCUAGAUUCCUCAGAAUCUAUUGGAAUAAAAGGAAACAUCAAUCAUGCUUCCAUUUCUGAUAGUCCGGAUGUCAAGACGGCAACAAAUGCCACGACGUUGUAUGAUUGUGAAUACUUAUGAAGUUUUCAACUAGAAUACCCUGAAUAGAAUAACUCGGACUAUGGAGAGUUACGAAAUCAAUUACGAUCUGGUGACCGCUGUUGUUGAAGGCAACAAAGCCAGAGUGAAAGAACUUUUGGAUCGAGGAGUAAACCCGAAUACGGGGGAUCCUUUGGGAAUGGCGGCAAUGUACGGUCACAAAGACAUAGUAAAACUACUCCUUGACAAGGAAGCAGACAUUAAUAAGGGGGAAGCAUUGGAAUGGGCAGUACGGAACGGUCACAAAGACGUGGUAAAUCUACUCCUUGACAGGGGAGCAGAUAUUAAUAAGGGGGAUCCUUUAUUGUAUGCAGCACAGUUAGGUCACAAAGACAUAGUAACACUACUCCUUGACAAAGGAGCAGAUAUUAAUAAGAAUUUUAUUUUCCAGCAUAGUAAUGAUGCAAUCACAUUCCGAGAUUUAUAUGUAUUCUUUCAGUUGCCGAUCUCGUCGAAAUCACUACCAAUCAUUGUAGAGCAACAAGAACAAAUACGGCAGCAGAAACAACAAAAGCAGCAGCAGGAAUUUACGUUAAGAAUACAAGAGAAUAUUGAAAAGCCUUGCAAUAUCACCAUAACUGUGGUUGGCCAUAAAGGCGUUGGGAAGUCUUGUUUUGUUAGACAAAUAAAACAAGAAAGCAUACCGAAAGAUGGUCCUCCGUCGACGGAUACGGCCGACUUCUAUAUAAACUACGUAGCCUACAACCCGAACACCGGAUAUCGACAAACACUCGACGAAGACGGAGAAAUUGAGACCGGACGUCAUCGCCUAAAGCGAAUAAUUGAUCGAUACCGAAAUGGGGAAAAUAGUACUGGAUCGGAGCAUGUUAAUGAACCUGAGCAUGAUACUGAAGACAAAACAAAUCCGUCAACUAUGGUCGCAUCAACAUCGUCUGCACCGUCGAAAGUGAAAAAGACAGGUAUAAGAAAGAGACUAAAACGAUUCUUAACCAAGCUAUCAUUCCGAAAACAACCAAAAGAAAUGUCUUUUGAACAAAGACAAAUUGUUGAUGAAUCACCUUCGGUUAAAAGACAAACUGAAGACGAAAUAAAGCUCACUAAGCAAGAAUUAUCUCCAGAACAAAUGAACAAUAUAGAUGAGAUAAUGUGCACCGAGACAGAAGAAGGUGACGAAGAGGUGAAAGGUUUUGUCACAAUCUAUGAUUUCGGAGGAGAACAGGUGUUUUACAACACACAUCACUGUUUCAUGUCCAGCAACAUGGUUUUCGUCGUAGUGUUUGACGUGGCGAUGUGUCUGGAUUCGAACCGAUCAGUGGCAGGCUACGAAAUAACCGAAUAUUGGCUGAAAAACAUUGCUACUUAUGCAAUUGAUGACGGAGCAGAUGGCAAACGGACGCCACCAAUAAUCCUGGUCGGCUCACACCUAGACCAGGUGUCGCCUGACACAGAAGAGCAGAAAAGAUUGUUUGGAAAUGUAUUGGCGAAGAUUUUCGAUGAUCGGCAACUACAAGAAAUAAUGGAAAACCACAUCCACGACGCGUUUCCAAUUGCAAACUUGAAUGAUUCCACGAUAAACCAACACGUUUACGAAUUAGUCUGGCAGAAGGUCAUUGAGAUCGCCCCAUUCCAGUCGCAAUGGGAACAGCCUGUCCCCGCCAGAUGGGUUGCAUUACAGCACGAACUGGUUAGAUUGAAAAAUAAAGGUGGCAUCAUUCUAACCUAUGAUGAGUUGCUACAGCUUAACCGCGAGUUACCUGUACCGUUAAAGGAACGGGAAAUCAAGGAUUUCCUUAGAAAUCUGAAAUUCACAGGCUCAUUCCAUUGCUUUGACCUUCAUGGUAACAGUCCAUUUGUAGUGCUCCAGCCGCAGUGGACAAUUGAUGCAUUCAAAGCAAUUAUCACAGAUACAAAGUUCAGAAACAAGCUACCCUCCAUGCUGGAACUAAAGUGGAAACAAUAUGAAAAGUCCGGUGUUCUUCCAAUGAAAUUUCUCACUCAGCUUUGGGGGGAAGAAAGGUUUCUAAACAACAAGGAAGCACUCUGCAUCGUGAUGGAAACCCUUAGUCUUCUUGCAAAACCAAUAUCAGACGAUUCAAACGUCGAGGUUGAUUACUUCAUUGUACCGUGUAUGCUUCAGACCGCCGAUCCAGAGAUAGUUCGCCAAAUACUUGAUGAUCCUGAUACAGUUUCCAGUGUCACUCUUUGUCUCAAGUUCAACAACCCAUUCAUUCCACAAGCAGUGUGGGACAAGAUGAUUGCCUCCUGUAUCCACAGGUUCCAACGACUAAAUGAACCAGGGCUUGAUGGCUUAAAGUUCAUCCAUCGUGGCUUUGCUUGCCUGACAGUGGAUUAUCUCUGGAACAUAGCCAUCAACUGCAGAGACAAUGCCAUGAAGAUCACAAUGUUCAAAACAGAUAAGAAUAAAUCAAAGCCAAAAGGAGCUGGAGUUAACGUAAUAUACAUCCUUGAAUUCCUUCUCCGGCGUAUUCUUGAUCAAAAUCAUCAAAACCACCUGGAAUACCAAUUCUACCUACACAACGACUACCGUUUUGAUUCCAGUGAUAAGAUGGUGAAAGUAGACGAUCUCAAGAAGACUCCAUGCCUACAUUGCUUCGGUUUAAAUGGGAAAGGAUGGAUAGACAAAGAAGACGUCCGCUUCUGGUUCAAAGACCCCGAUCAAAAGAUGGAACGGAAUGCAACGUUCAACGACGAGUUAACUGCUGAGUUACCGGAUAGAAAUCUAACGUGCAAAGAGAUUGGAAGAGUCUCCAGAUACAUUGGAAGUGCAUACCAGACAUUCUUCGUCGGACUGGACUGUCCUAUUGCAGAACUGGAGCAGGAGAUGGAAGAGCACCGCCAUCUCGCUUUCAGAUCUCGGAUCACGAAAAUUUUCCAUCGACUGCUCAAAAAGAAGGCAGAUGUCAAGUUCAAGACUGUAGCCGGGGCAAUGUCACUUCACGGAAUGGAUCCUACGCAGCUCACAAGCAUCAUUGACUGUAACCGGAAAACAAUCUAUGAAGACGAUAGAUUGCCAGAGAGAAUAUUGCAGAAAACUCUGUCACAAGGUGAUGUUCCAGUCAUUGUAGAAUGUGUGGCUAUAAACGCAUAUUUCAACAUGUUCCUGGAGCUUGGAUUCCUGCCAAAAACUAUUGACGAGUUUGACGACCAUUACCGAAACAAAUCAACUCGUGACAAGAUAAAUGCCUUGCUGGAAGCUGUCAUUACGGAAAUCAAACCUCAGCCAACACUUAACGCAGUUUUGCUGGCGAUGCAGGAAUGCGACAUGGACACAGAAUCCGUCAUCACGGCAUUAAAGCUUAUAGAAACCUGACGACACAACGUGUACCAGAGCAAAACACUGACGACACAACUUGUACCAGAGUAAAACACUCACGACACAACGUGUACCAGAGUAAAACACUCACGACACAACGUGUACCAGGUAAGACAAUUGAAAACACAACGUGUACCAGGUUAGACAAUUGAAAAAACAACGUGUACCAGGUUAGACAAUUGAAAACACAACGUGUACCAGGUUAGACAAUGGAAAACACAACAUGUACCAUGUUAGACAAAUGAAAACUCUUAUCCACCCUCUAACUGAAGCCAUAUGGAUGAGAGAAAAACACAUACUGGAAACUAACUGAUAUUUAGUUAACACAAAAGUGAUUUGUCUAGGAGAAUGCAAUUGGUACACACCAGCAUGAUAUUAUAUGUUAUUGAAUUGAUAUUGUCAUAGUAUCGUCAGUGAUGUAGAGUACGAACACAAAAUGAGUGGAAAGCGAUCAGUUAAUCAAACGUUGAUAUAUUUGAUUUGUAUCUGAAUACCAGACAGUUUGUGAACUAUGUUUUUCCAUUUUAUUUCAAGCAUUGCAAACAUGUCGGUUUUUAGUAUUUUUAUAUACAAUACAAAAGUAUGUUUGCUGUGUUAGAUGCCUGAAUAUUAGAAACUAUCACCUUGGAUUAUUUCUAUUGCAACUCGGUCGUUUAUCUUCAGAUUUUUUAUUCGUGUUUCGGUUUUGUUUUGUUUUAUUUGUUUAACGUUCUGUUUAACAGCUUAGGUCGUUUAAGGACGGCCUCAUGUGCUCGCGAAAUGCAAUCGUGUGGUGAAUGCGUAUGUGUGUUUUGUGGUAAGUCUCCUUGUGGUAGGCUUGAACUUUUGUCGAUUUAUAGUGUUACCUCACUGAAGCAUAUUGCCGAUGACACCCAGCAGAACACCCCACCCAGUCACAUGAUACUGACAACAACCGAACCAGUCGGCCUAUGUUAAUACUGUUUACAUGACUUAAAGAUCGUUUUUAAUUUGAUAUUGACAGAUAUGUAAUUCCGUGUAGAGAAUACAUACCAAAUUACCAACGUGCUCACUAAGACAGGGCAUAAGGUUUCAUAUCUCGAGUAAGGAGGAUUUUUGUAAAUAAAUAUAGACUAAUUUUAAUUAGGCAAAAUGUGCUAGUGUAAGUGUAUUAUUAUGUUAGUGUGUGAUUAUGUAAGUGUUAAAUUUUGUAAGAGUGUAGUGUAAUUGUGUGAUUUUGUAAGGGUGUGAAUGUGUAAGAUUGUGCUUGGGUGAGGGUGCGAUUGUGUACGUUUGUGAUUGUUUAUGGACGUGAAUGUGAUGUGAUAUUGUAAGGAUAUAGUUGUGUAAGGAUCUGAUUAUGUAAGGGUGCGAUUGUGUAAGUUUGUGAUUGUUUAUGGACGUGAAUGUGAUGUGAUAUUGUAAGGAUGUAGUUGUGUAAGGAUCUGAUUAUGUAAGGGUGCGAUUGUGUAAGUUUGUGAUUGUUUAUGGACGUGAAUGUGUAAUGAUGUGAUCUUGUAAGGAUGUGAUCGUUUAAGGAUGUAGUUGUGUAAGGAUCUGAUUAUGUAAGGGUAUGAUUGUGUAAGUGUGAUUGUGUGAAUGUGGUUAUGGAAGGAUAUGAUUGUGUGUAUAAUUGUGUAAGGGUGUGAUUGUGUAAGUGUGUGGUUGUGUAAGUGUGUGGUUGUGUAAGGGUGUGAUUGGAUAAGGUGUGAUUAUGAAGGGUACGACUCUGAGGGUAUGAUAUGUUUGGUUUAUUUUGCUUAACGUCCUAUUAACAGCUUUGGUCAUUUAAGGACGGCCUCCCGUGCGUGCGACAUGCAUGCGUGUUGGGAAUGCGCAUGUGUGUUUUGGAAGGCUAUGUGAUAGUGUAAAGGUAUAAAUGUGUAAGGGUGUGAUUGUGUAAGGGUGUGUUUUUGUAAAUGUUUGGUUGUGUAAGGAUGUGAUAGUGUAAGGGUGUGAUUGUGUAAGUGUAUAAGGGUGUGAUUGUGUAAGGGUGUGUUUUUGUAAAUGUGUGGUUGUGUAAGGAUGUGAUAGUGUAAGGGUGUGGUUUCGCCCAAUAGCCGCCCAUGUCAAUUCUUCGGGAUAUGGCGUCGUUUUUAAGGCAAAUUGAAAUCAAGAAAUUUUGGUUGGUAUAUGUAAAUCAAUUUUGAAAUUAUUUUCCAUGAAACUGCAGUUAUUCAAUACCGAUAAUUCUUGUAUUUACUUUAGCGCAGGCAGCAAUAAGUAAAUAUAAAGGGGAGGAGAUGGGGUAUAUUACUUUCAAACCGGCUGAUAUCUACUUGUUGGAACUUAACACCUUGCUGUACAAACUAAAAUCGUGUUAUUAUUAGUAAACAUAUGAUACAGUUUGCACACAUUAUACUUUUUUAGAGGUUAUAUUAAAUAUUAUAUUGAUGUGAACCAAUCACGUUCAUAUGAAGAUUACACGAAAACAAUGACGUCGUUACAGUAUUUUGAUAUAGAGGUCGCACUUUUUUAUAUUGAGAUGGUGUGUGUAUAUUAGUUUGAUAUAGAUGUUUGUGUGUAUACAUUUUGAUAUAAAGUUUGUGUGUAUACAUUUUCUGAUAAAGAGAUUUUUGUAUACAUUAUUUUGGUAAAGAGAUGGUGUGUAUAUAUUAGUUUGAUAUGCAGAUUGUGUGUAUAUAUUAUUUUGAUAUAGAGCUGGCAUAGAUACAUUAUAUUGAUAUAAAUAUGGUGUAUAUAUAUUGGUUUGAUAUGCAGA
This is a messenger RNA of Pecten maximus, 6322 nucleotides long. RefSeq lists its product as uncharacterized. Bases 370 to 3639 code for a protein of 1089 amino acids. NCBI's taxonomy places the organism in Eukaryota, Metazoa, Mollusca, Bivalvia, Pectinida, Pectinidae. The record is from RefSeq and is a predicted model, not a curated record. The transcript is spliced from 18 exons. Gene Ontology annotation, molecular function: protein binding.